Molecule: messenger RNA, 2018 nt
Organism: Cryptomeria japonica (Japanese cedar)
Lineage: Eukaryota; Viridiplantae; Streptophyta; Pinopsida; Cupressales; Cupressaceae
Product: putative E3 ubiquitin-protein ligase XBAT34
Exons: 10
Coding region: 171-1715 (514 amino acids)
Molecular function (GO): protein binding
Source: RefSeq, a predicted model, not a curated record
AUUUAUAAAUAUAAAAUGACCAAGUCUUAAUAGAGAAGGUAGGAAAUCAUCUGUACGAAGGAAGCUCCCUUUCCUAAUUCUCAUCACUGUGCAAACUCUGGUGCCAUUGCCAUUGUUAUCCAUCUCUCAGCACAACUUUAUAUUGCGGACUAUCGAGGAUCUUGUGAGGAAUGGGAGCUCAGCCAUCUAAGGGUGAGCUGUUAUAUAGAGAAGUUCAGAAUGGGAACGUUGAAGCUGUCAAAACCCUCCAUCGCUCUGGAGCAGAUUUAGAGUGGAUGGAUAAGGAAGGAAGAACACCUCUCAUUCUUGCGUGUACAAGAGGGGAUUUGGUGGAAAUGGCUUUAACAUUACUCAAUUUAGGUGCCAAUAUGAAUUCAUAUCGACCUGGAUCUCAUGGAGGAACUCCCUUACAUCAUGCUGCAAAACGAGGUCAUGAGAGAAUUGUAAACCUGCUGCUUCAACAUGGAGCCAAUCCUUUAGCAACUAAUGAUGACUGCGAGACACCUCUUCAGAUGGCAAGGGCUAGAGGCCAUCUUACCAUUGUUCGGAUAAUUGAGGGAAGGAUUUCUCUCUUUUCUGGCAUGAUUCGAGAAUUAUCUGGACCAGGCUUCUUGGAAGCAUUAGCUCCUCAGUGGAUGUCAAAGAAAGUCUGGGCAGUGGUCUUGCCUUCUGCAUCGCCUAAUCCAAGGAGACCUCCAAGAUUUGAGUUGGUUAUUUAUCCAACAGCAAAGGUUUCUCAACCUCGGACAACUAUUUUGCUAUCAAAAGUUGAGAUUGAAGAACCCAAAUUCAGCUUGCCAGAUCCUGUGCUUGUGCUAUUUGACAAGGGUACAAAGACCAGGUAUAAAUUUCUUUCUGAAAUUGAGGGUGACAAGAAACAAUUGCAACAGUUGUAUGGAGCUUGUAAAGGGGUACCUCAGAGUGCAGUCAACAAUCCAGUUGCAGGGCAAUCGUCUUCUGUUCAGCAAAACUUACCCACAACAGAAUCUUCUACUUUGCGUCUCACAGAAGAAACUGAACUUGCUAUGGCAAUAGAAGCUUCACUGCAACAAUUAUCUCAGGAAAGAUUUCCUCUUCCUUCUGGAUCUCAACCUUCCCGAACAAAUGACUUGAAUGGCCAGGGUAGCACAUCAGAUACUAGCUACAAUGGCUGGGGACCUUCCGAGAGAACAGAGAUGCCAGUAAACAAUAAUAAAUGUGGCCAAUGGGUAGAUGAGGUCAAUUCUACUUCUCAUAAUGGCUGGGGAGCAGUUGAAGCAGGACCUAACAGCAGCAACAUUGCUGAGAGUUCGAUGAAGAAACCAACUCCCACUGUUUUUGGAUUGCCAGUUUCUGAAGAUACUUCCACUGCACACCCAUAUCUUCCUGGUCCUUCAGCUCCUCCAUUACCAGGAGAAAAUAUCCCUCAAGAUGGUCCAGUUCUUUAUCCAUCCAUUGAUACAUCUCCGAUUGAGUUUAAUUUGCCUGAUGCAGCAGAGCAUCGUCCACAAUACUCAAGAAGUUCAAGCAAAUCACAAAGCAAUAGUUCUGGCAGUUGUGUUAUUUGUUGGGAUGCUCCAGCAGAAGGAGUCUGUAUACCAUGUGGUCAUCUUGCAGGUUGCAUGGCCUGCUUGAAUGAGAUCAAAGGAAAGAAUUGGGGAUGCCCAAUUUGUCGGACUACCAUUGAACAGGUCAUCAAAGUAUAUUCAGUGGGUUUAGAGAAUCCAAAACCAUAAAAAAAUUAGUAACUAGUUAUUGUUAUCCUUUGAUUUUGCUAUUGUGGGCUCAGGUUAAUAGAAGAUUCUUUUUCCCCAAAGAUAUUGAAAAUUAAGGUUGUGAUAUUUAUAAGAACUGUCAACAGUGCAUUCUGAGUUCUAAGUAGUUAGCCACAACAUAAUAUUACAGAUAACUGUAUUGUUUUGUGGAUGAGAUGGAACUCUCUGAUGCUUGUAGUAACUCUUACAUCUUAUGUGCAAUCAUGAUUUUCCAUUUGAUUAAAAGCUAUUGUUAGAGAAUGUAGAAAUUCUUUACAAAUCUUC